AUGGAUUCCAAACAGCACCAGAGUUCUUCCAGCAAUACUCAUAAGACCCCCUCCAAGAAUGGUACGUCUCUUGACCGCAAGCGCGCCAUCUAUGCUCAUUACUUUGUAGACAUUCUAGAGUCAACUCAACCCCAUCGCCAGCCACGGCGGACAUUCAAGCUCUACGAAUUCCACCAUGCCUUCGGCUGCGACGCGCAUCACUUCAUCUUCAUAGAGCGCGAACCAAACUCGGAAGCCCUCGCCACCUUCGAGGAGAACCUCGGUGCAAAUAUCGGCGUGGGCCACGAUUACAUUCAUCCCUUCUCACGCAUCUUCACCGAAACGGACCUCAAGAACAUCCAAGCAUCGUGCCUGGAGAUCCUUGCGGGCUUUGAGUUUACCGCCGACCAUGUGACCUAUAGAGUCAUCCUGGGGCCGAUCGAGGUCAAAUCAUGCGGUGAAGAGGAAGGGCAUAUAUGGUUUGACGAAACCUUCACCGACAAGUAUCCUCAUUGGGACACGGGGUUCAACAUUGACAGCAGCCAGAUACUUGAUCUAGAGAAAGACAUGUUUGUAUAG
Clonostachys byssicola is the source of this 558-nucleotide messenger RNA. Lineage: Eukaryota; Fungi; Ascomycota; Sordariomycetes; Hypocreales; Bionectriaceae. The record is from the annotation of a GenBank genome assembly.